Messenger RNA from Labeo rohita (rohu), 3513 nucleotides. RefSeq lists its product as uncharacterized. The transcript has 2 exons. Gene Ontology annotation, molecular function: nucleic acid binding. Gene Ontology annotation, biological process: DNA integration. Lineage: Eukaryota; Metazoa; Chordata; Actinopteri; Cypriniformes; Cyprinidae. The coding region runs from base 1 to 3096 and encodes 1031 amino acids. The record is from RefSeq and is a predicted model, not a curated record.
AUGCCUCAGUUAAGAAGCCUAGAGCGUCGUCUCAUUAAGUCCCCUGAUCAAGCAGCUAUCUACCAGGCUGAGAUUAAAAGACUAGAACAGGCUGGGUACAUCGCUGAACUGCAGUCGGGAGAAGAAGAUCCUCAAGUGAGCUGGUAUAUCCCACACCAUAUGGUUGAACAUAACGGGAAACAUCGAGUGGUUUUCAAUUGUUCAUUCCAGUUCCAAGGGAACAACCUCAAUGAAUUGUUACUUCCAGGACCAACGCUGACUUCCUCACUACUGGCUGUGCUAUUAAGAUUCCGGGAACAUUCUAUCGCUAUCAGUAGUGACAUUAAGGGAAUGUUCCACCAGAUUAGACUUCUGCCUGAAGAUCGGCCCCUUCUCCGUUUCUUAUGGAGAGAUUUAGAUAUGGAAGUGAAGCCCAGGGUCUAUGAAUGGCAAGUUCUCCCCUUUGGGACCACUAGUAGCCCAUGUUGUGCUGUCUUUGCCAUGCAGAAGCACAUCCUGGAAAACAGUCAGCCUGGUGAAAAGGUACGUGAUGCGGUAUUGAAGGCAUUUUAUGUUGACAAUUAUCUGCAAAGUCUACCUUCUGUAGAUGAAGCAAAGCUAUUGGUAGAUCAACUGCAGAGUGUCUUAGCAGAAGGAGGAUUCGAACUCCGGCAAUGGGCCAGCAAUUCACCCACAGCUAUUAGUCAUUUGCCAGCAGCAUCCAGAUCUGACAAUGCUGAGCAAUGGAUUGCUAAGGGUAAUUCUCUCAACCAUGAAUCAGUGCUUGGUCUACAGUGGAACUGUGAAACUGAUACCUUGUCCUAUAAGGUCCGUGCUGUAGAGUGCCGGGAAGUCACCAUGCGUAACAUCUAUAAAGUGCUUUCCAGCCAAUAUGAUCCUCUUGGCUACAUCGUCCCAUAUACCACUCGUGCAAAGGUAAUAGUGCAGCGAUUAUGGGAUAAGAAGAGAGACUGGGAUGAUCCUAAAUUACCUGAGGAUUUAGUGAACGAGUGGAACAGAUGGUCAAAGGAGCUCAAUGACUUACAACAUAUAGCUUUACCCAGAUGCUAUUGCAGUGCACCAAAGGAUAAUGUUUCAAGCCAGCGUGAUAUCCAUAUCUUUUGUGACUCAUCCGAGUGUGCCUAUGGGUCUGUCGCCUAUCUCCGAACAGAAGAUCAAAACGGAGAGGUGGAAAUCACAUUCAUAGUAGCCAGGUCAAGAGUGGCUCCUAAGAAACGUUUGUCGAUCCCUUGUCUAGAACUAUGUGCAGCUCUGACAGGUGCUCAGUUGGCUAAGAUCCUGCAGAAUGAAUUGACUUUGCCCAUUCACCAAGUUUUUCUUUGGUCUGAUUCUACCACAGUUUUAACCUGGAUUAAAUCUGAAUCCUGUCGAUUCAAAGUUUUCGUUGGUACACGAAUAACCGAGAUUCAGGACCUUACCAGCUACUGUGAAUGGCGGUAUGUGGAUUCAGAGAGUAACCCUGCGGAUGACAUUACUCGAGGUAAAAGAUUGGCAGAACUAGGGCCACAAAGUCGUUGGAAUACAGGACCAUCAUUCCUUCAGCUUCCAUCAGAUCAGUGGCCGGUUACACCUCCAUCCUGUGCUAUAGCUGGUGAUGAACUAAGAAACUCUACGUUUUGUGGUCUGUCUAAUAUUGUACCUCAUUUGUCUAUACCUGAUCCAAGUAAAUUUCUGACCUUUCAAGAGUUAUUGACUGCCACUGUAGAAUCUCUCAGGGAAAAUGGAACCAGCAUAUCAGCUGUAGACUUUCAACAGGCUGAAAUGGCUAUCCUUCAGCAAGCUCAGUGGGAAAGCUUUCCUUCUGAGAUGGCACAACUUAUAGCAGGAAGACAACUAAAUACUAACAGUCGACUACUUAGCCUUGCCCCUGAACUUGACCCUGCAACGCAGCUCCUACGGAUAGGAGGACGUCUUCGUCGUUGUGAAGAUAUUGAGUCUGGGUUGAUGCAUCCUAUUGUCCUUGAUCCCCAACAUCCAGUCACUACCCUUCUCAUUAAGGACUAUGACAUAAAGCUAUUCCACCCAGGUCCUGAGAGAGUACUGGCAGAGAUGCGCAGGAAAUACUGGAUCCUUCGGGGUAGGGAAGCAAUUCGACGUUAUCAGCGUAAAGAUUGUCCAGUAUGUCAGAAGUUUCGUAAAACCCCACAGAUACCCAGAAUGGCAGAUCUGCCUCCAGCCAGACUACGUCUAUUCAAACCUGCCUUCUAUUCUACUGGCAUUGAUUGUUUCGGGCCAUAUCUGGUAAAAAUUGGGCGUAGAAGUGAGAAGCGCUGGGGUAUCUUGUUCAAGUGCAUGACUACACGUGCAGUGUACAUUGACCUUCUCCCAAGACUUGAUACUGACUCUUUCCUCAUGGCCCUCAGGCGUUUUAUAGCUAGACGUGGAAAACCUUUUGAGGUCUUGUGUGACCAGGGCACCAAUUUUAAAGGAGGAGAAAAGGAACUGCAUCAGACAUAUACUGAACUAGCUCCAGAGCUUCAGGAACAGCUUGCCUGUCAGCAGAUUAUCUUUCGUUUCAACCCACCACAUGCCCCACAUUAUGGUGGGUGUUGGGAAAGGGAAAUUCGUUCCUUGAAACAAGCUCUACAGGUGACUCUAGGAACUCACCCAAUUCCAGAGGAAACUCUUCAUACUGUGCUCAUCGAGAUUGAAGGAAUCCUAAAUUCUAAACCCUUGGGGUAUACAUCCUCUAAUGCAUCUGAUCCAGAUUCCAUCACUCCAAAUUCGCUCCUUAUGGGGCGGCCUGAUUCAUCCCUUCCUCAAGUGAUAUACCCUCAAAGUGAACUAUUGAGUCGACGUCGUUGGCGUCAUAGCCAAGUUAUAGCAGAUCACUUUUGGAAGAGAUUCAUCCAGUUCUACUUACCUGGCCUCCAGAUUCGUGGCAAGUGGCAGCGAGAGUCACCUGAUAUCAAGGUGGGAACAAUCGUUAUGAUUGUGGACCCUCAUUUCCCCAGGGCCCGAUGGCCUAUUGGCCAGGUUUCUCAAGUAUUCACAGGGGUGGACAACAGAAUCAGGACUGUUGAAGUGAAAGUUAAAGAUAAAUCUUAUGUGCGACCUGUGGCAAAGGUUAUACAGCUACCUGCAAUUCCAGACUGAAAAUUUGACUUUGGCCUUUUUUUAUAAUGUACAGAUUUCCUCAUUCUUUAGAAAUCUGGGGGCGGCUGUUAAAAAGGCCUGCUGUAUAUGGACUUUUAUUUUGAAGGUUUUUUGGCGCUCAGCCAGGGUGUGAAUGCACCGUCAAUGCAGCAAUGUUAAAACCAGCUCCGCCCAUUUCUAGCAGGUGGUGGUGAUUUAGUGUUUGGUAGAAAUAGACCUGCAUGGAAUGGGUGAAAAAAGGGGACAUUGAUGCUUGCUUUGUUUGGUGUUGUGUGCGUAUAAUAGAUGAACCAAACCACACAUGCACAGAAAAUAAAAGACAUCAAAGAACUAAAGUUGCAUCUUCAUGUCUCUGAUCGGACGUCUGUGGUGAACUGGUCCCCCACCGGCUAUCCCCACUGGGUUAAAUCAUCCAGU